Molecule: messenger RNA, 1236 nt
Organism: Mucor velutinosus
Lineage: Eukaryota; Fungi; Mucoromycota; Mucoromycetes; Mucorales; Mucoraceae
Exons: 6
Coding region: 1-1236 (411 amino acids)
Biological process (GO): protein O-linked glycosylation; protein N-linked glycosylation; cell wall mannoprotein biosynthetic process
Cellular component (GO): membrane; Golgi apparatus
Molecular function (GO): alpha-1,2-mannosyltransferase activity
Source: RefSeq, a predicted model, not a curated record
AUGAUGAUGACAAAAAGGAGACAGACUCUCCUUUUACAGUUGCUUGCGGCCAUUGCUGUUUUUUGUACAACCGCCUAUGUCUUUUUCCCAUCAACUCGCCCUGCAAGUCCUCAACUCGCUGAUAAUUGGUAUGAUGAAUCUGAUCUCACAGGCUUCGAGCCUCAUGAAAACCAAGAAAUGGCAGCAUUAGCUGCUGUGCAUCAUGGUGGUAAGCAAAAGCCUGUCAUUGAUCCCAAUCGUGUCAAGGCCGCAUUUGUUAUCUUGGCUAGAAACUCUGAUUUGCAAGGCAUCCGUCAAUCUAUUCGUCAAAUGGAGGAUCGCUUUAACAAAAAGUUCAACUAUCCCUAUGUGUUCUUGAACGAGGAGUUUUUUACUGAUGAGUUCAAGCAAAAGACUAGUGAUUUGACAAGCGCCCAAACUUUCUACGGCAAGAUCGAUGAAGACAUGUGGGGAUAUCCUGACUACAUCAAUCAAACUUAUGCUGCCGAAUGUAGAAAAGAUAUGCACGAUAGAAAGAUCAUUUAUGGUGGCAGUGAACCUUAUAGACACAUGUGCCGUUUCCAAUCUGGCUUUUUCUUUAGACAUCCCUUGCUUGAUAACUUUGAGUACUACUGGCGUGUUGAACCUGAUGUACAAUAUUUCUGUGAUGUUGACUAUGAUGUGUUCCAAAUGAUGAAGGACAACAAGUUCAAAUACGGUUGGACUCUUUCAUUGACUGAAUACAUGGCCACCAUUCCUACCCUUUGGAAUGCUACUCAAGCUUACAUGGAAAAGUACCCAGAGUACAUUAAUUGGGGUGAGGAUAGUUUGAUGCCCUGGCUUACUGAUAAUGAUUUUGAGUCAUACAAUGGUUGCCAUUUCUGGUCUAAUUUUGAGAUUGGCUCCCUUGAUUUCUUGAGAAGUGAACCUUACUUGAAGUACUUUGAGCAUUUGGACAAGCAAGGUGGUUUCUUCUAUGAGAGAUGGGGUGAUGCUCCUGUACAUUCUAUUGCUGUUGCCAUGUUGCUAAAGACCUCUGAGGUCCAUUUCUUCAAUGACAUUGGUUAUAAGCACAAUCCCUUGAUGCAUUGUCCUACUGAUCCUUUCCUUCAAAAGAACUGUUGGUGUGAUGAGAAGCAAAACUUUGACUGGCAAGGCUGGAGUUGCGCUACCCGCUACAAGAAGAUCCAAGAAGAUUUCGUCUGGAGUGAGUCUGUGUACAAGAACAAGACUGAUCCAUACCGUAUCAAGGCUUAA